Neurospora tetrasperma FGSC 2508 is the source of this 1236-nucleotide messenger RNA. RefSeq lists its product as uncharacterized. Bases 1 to 1068 code for a protein of 355 amino acids. The record is from RefSeq and is a predicted model, not a curated record. The transcript has 4 exons. Lineage: Eukaryota; Fungi; Ascomycota; Sordariomycetes; Sordariales; Sordariaceae.
AUGCCGACCGAACUUGAAGAGCUCGUGGGCUUCAUUGCCUCGCCGAACGCCAACAUCCGCCUUCUCGCGACAGAGAACCUGGUGCCCUUCUCAGCGUCUCAGCCCGCCCUCUUCAAGACCGACGAGCUCACCCCCAUCAAGCAUCUCAAGUUCUUGAUCCGCGACCACCCGAAAAUCGCCGAGCACGCCCUAACAUGCUUGAUCAACUUGACUGCCGAGAAGGAUGUGCUGGAAUACGUCGCGACCGAUGAUCGCUUCCUUGGAAUCCUACUCGGGCUUCUUGUCGAGCCCGAUGAGGUUAACGCCAAUCUUAUGGCUAUGUUGCUGGCAAACUUAACCAAGUGGGAUGGACUCAAAAGUCUUCUAGACCGGAAACAGCCCGCUCCGGAGAAGCUCAAGUCCGACGAUAGGGUCAUUAACCAACUAAUGGACCUCUUCGUCAAGGGCGCCGACGGGACUUACAACAAGCACGCCGAUUACGACUACCUCUCCUACGUCUUUGCCGACCUUUCGAAACAUGAAGAGAUCCGGCACUACUUCGUCAACAGACAGGACUACGACGACGUUAUUCCUAUCAACAAGAUCAAGGUCUUUACCGAACACAAGUCCGAUAUCAGGCGAAAGGGAGUGGCGAGUAUUAUCAAGAACGCUGCUUUUGACAUUCCUUCGCACCCGGCAUUUUUGGAUGAGGAUGACGUCAAUAUCUUACCCUACAUUUUGCUUCCUAUCAUGGGCGGCGAAGUUUAUCCCGAGGAUGAGGCAUUGGAAAUGCUUACCGAUCUUCAGCUAUUGCCGCCAGACAAGCAGCGCGAUCCCGACAGCAGCAACAUUCUGACACAUCUAGAAACUCUUACUCUCCUGACCACAACGAGAGCUGGCCGCGAUUUGAUGAGGAGCAUCAGCGUUUACCCCAUUGUUCGGGAAACCCACCUGCGUGUUAAUGAUGAAGCUGUCCAGGAUGCUUGCGAGCGGCUAGUAAAUGUACUAAUGAGAGACGAAGCUGAGGGCGAAGAGAUUGAAGGAGGGGCAGCGACAGCAGAAGAAGAGGACGACAUCGUUGAGGUUUAAAAAUCUUGAGAAUGAACCAAACGGAGCUGGUUUCGCUCCAUUAACGUCUGCCCGAAACCGACAGCCCGAGAUUGGUAUGCUCAUACGUCAUUUACAUACCGUCUGGAAGCACUUUGGGUUCCAUGAUGCUGAAAGUCGUUACACCGCCACACACACAGCCUUACCAAG